UAGUUUCUUCUGAUUGAAAAACAUUCGAAGAGCCGACAACAAAAGCAGCAAGAGAGAGAGAGAGAGAGACCAAAGCCAUGGGUCUAGAGGAAGCUGGAGAUUUGGUUCUCCACAUCAUCCUAUCCAAAAUCGGACCUGAGAACACAGCGAGAGUGGCUUGUGUCAGCAAACGCCUCAAGGUCUCCGCCUCCGAGGACUCCCUCUGGUCCAUCUUCUCUUCCCAUGAUCUCAACAUCUCUACUCCUCUCGGUCCCCAUGGAGAUCCUUCUCCUUCCUUCAAGGCGGCAUAUCAGUCAUGGAGGGAGUCCUUUAGAAUGUAUCCAUGGCAUCUCGUCAAGCGCGUUGGACGUUGCUGGGACAACCUCAAACGAUGGUUGAGGUUAAACUUCCCUGAGGCAGAGGCAACGCUGAGGAAAGGAGCCACAGAGGAGGAUCUUGAAGAGUUUGAGUCUGCUCUCAAGGUCAAACUUCCUCUCCCCACAAGGCUUCUCUACCGUUUCGUCGAUGGCCAAGAGCCUUCUUCAUCCUCCAAUGGCCUUAUUGGUGGCUAUUCUGUGUACUCUCAUGAAGUUAAUGUCUACUUGCUACCUCUCAAGGAAGUUAUAAGGGAGACCAACGAAACCAUGAGCGAUCUGUUCGGUAUCUCUAACGGAUCCAACUACAUCGUUGUGGCUGCAUCCGCAACGGCUAGUUUGAAAUUGUUUUUCCUAGACUGCACUGACGGACAGCUUUACACCGGGACGAGUACACGCCAGAUGCUUCCUUGUGUGCCUGAAUCUUUGGUUAGGUCGGUUCAUGAUGUGGACGGUGAUCAGCAACAGGACGCUAUGCUGCUUUGGUUGGAAGAACAUGGCAGGAGGUUACAGACGGGUGUUAUAAAAGUCCGUGAGGAAGAGAAGAUCAAAAGUAUCAGUUUGUUCCCGGAGGUUUCUCCCUUGUGUUCUGUCGCUGUAACUAACGGUGUGCAGGUACGUGCGUCGUCUGUGUUUAUCCCGGAAGUAUCUAAUCUUCGUGGUCAGCCACCUGCUUACUGGUAUGCGUAUUCCAUCCGCAUGUCUCUCGUGCCAGAAGGGUGUUUCUUGAACGGGAGACACCAUAGCUCUUGCCAACUGUAUUGGAGGCAUUGGAUUAUCAGAGCAGAUGAUGAGGUGAUAGAUAAAGUCAAUGGAGAAGCUGUGAUAGGAAAGUACCCUCUCUUACAAGCCGAGGAAGAAGAGUUUGUGUAUGAGAGUUGUUCAAGUUUUCCAACAACUAGUGGAUCCAUUGAAGGAUCUUUCACCUUUGUGCCUGGAAGUUUGAGAGAUCCAAAAGGGAGUCAAUUCGAAGUCAAAGUGGAAGAGUUUCCUCUGAAGUUACCAGACUACAUCUUCUAAACUCAUCUGCCUCUCAAUGUUUUGUUUACUGUUUCCUGCAGUGUGCAAUGUACUUUGAGUUGAAGUGUGUUGAACAGUGACUAGUUUGUGAGAA
Messenger RNA from Raphanus sativus (radish), 1467 nucleotides. RefSeq names its product F-box protein SKIP16. Lineage: Eukaryota; Viridiplantae; Streptophyta; Magnoliopsida; Brassicales; Brassicaceae. The record is from RefSeq and is a predicted model, not a curated record. Bases 78 to 1373 code for a protein of 431 amino acids. The transcript has 5 exons. Gene Ontology annotation, molecular function: protein binding.